Messenger RNA from Nymphaea colorata (pocket water lily), 1373 nucleotides. RefSeq lists its product as uncharacterized. The coding region runs from base 372 to 1031 and encodes 219 amino acids. The record is from RefSeq and is a predicted model, not a curated record. Lineage: Eukaryota; Viridiplantae; Streptophyta; Magnoliopsida; Nymphaeales; Nymphaeaceae. The transcript has a single exon.
UCGAGUCCUUCAGCUGUUCGGUCCUCCCGUCCCGAUCACAUUGAUGUGGGCCCCACGUGACAUGCAAACGCGGCUGAAGUUCCAAACGUGUCAUGUCGAGUCUUGGGCUCAGCUCACGCUGUUUAAUAUGACGGAGUUCUUAUGAUGUUGAACGCCGAUCAAUCUUCCAUCCCUAUUUAAACGGGCCUCCCUUCUUCCUUCUCCUUUUAUCUUUAUCUCUGUCUCUGAGAUCUAUAUCACAACCACGUAUUAGAUAGAGACCAAAUUCAAUCGUCACCGUCAUCAUUAUCAUCGCCGCCUUCUUCUUCUUCACUUGGGUUUAUUAUCAUCUUCAUCAAGAUCAUCUUUGCAGCAGAUAGAUCCUCUUGUUCAUGAGAUCCAAAGGCAACAUCUUCACCCGGCUGGCCAAGGUUUCCUUGGUCCCGUUCGGCAGCCAGGAGCCCUUCCGCCCCGGCAAGGACGCACAUGUGGGGACUCACUCCCGGCUGAGAUCCGACGUCUCCAAGGGAUUCUCCGGCAUGUUAGUCCCCGCAGAGGCCAGGGUCAAGACCAAGGGAGCCGGCCUCCUCAGCACGCCCCACGAGCCGACAUCGCCUAAGGUGUCCUGCAUGGGAAGGGUCAAGCAGACCAACAAGAAGAACAACUCGAAGCAGGCGAGGCGCGCGCGCAGCUUCGGGGACCAAGAGCAGGAGCCUUCUUCGCCGAGGAAGAAGGGUAAUUCCCAGCUGCGGGGGCUCUUCGGCAGGCACCGGAAAGUGCUGGCAUCGGCUGAAACCAUGGCUACCGAGGCCGCCGAAGACCGGCCAGGGUUAGGCCAGAUGAAAAGGCUGUCGAGCCGGCGGAACGCGCUCGCGGAUUUCGACUGGCGGUCGCUGACGGACGACGAAGAUCAUUCCAUGGAAUAUUCUGCCUGCUGGGAGGACGCCGACGAUGGUUGUGCGGUGGUGGAGUUGCAGCCGAAGGAAGAGGUGAACCUGUGGAAGAGGAGGGCCAUGGCCAGACUUCCCGACCUGCAGCUCAAGAAAAGCUAAACGUCCAUGGGGUUGCACCAGAUCUGAAGUAAUUUCAGGGAUUGGUUGUACAGUAGCAGAAGCAGUAAUUCUUUUUUCCACCACAGAUACAAUAAUUUACUAUCUAGUUUUAUUUAUUUUUUUCAUAAGUUAUCGACAUCAAAAUUUACCGAUUCUUUUUGGAAGAGCCAAGAAAGAAUAUGUUGGUAGGUGACAUCUCCCAUCAAUUUAGUCAUUUGAUGUGUAAUAUAUAUAUAUAUAUAUAUUUUGUUAAUUACUGAAAAUUAUGCUUUCGGUGUAAAUUGUAAAUGGUAUUAUUUGUCGACCAAAAUAUAUAUUAUAAGAUUUUUUGAACUUUCAUAA